Molecule: messenger RNA, 2503 nt
Organism: Saimiri boliviensis boliviensis (Bolivian squirrel monkey)
Lineage: Eukaryota; Metazoa; Chordata; Mammalia; Primates; Cebidae
Gene: MON1B
Product: MON1 homolog B, secretory trafficking associated
Biological process (GO): vesicle-mediated transport; protein targeting to vacuole
Cellular component (GO): Mon1-Ccz1 complex
Source: RefSeq, a predicted model, not a curated record
GACGCCGCCCACGCAAGUGAUGUCAGCGGGGCUUUUUGCGGGUCUGGACACAUCCUCGUCAGCCUGAGCUUUGCCUUUGCAACCCCUUGUCCGUGGCUCGCGCUUCUCUUUUUUCCAAAGGCCGCGGAGUCCUUUGGGUGAGCACGGAGACCAACUCAUGCUUCCUCCGGCGAGACCUGCCUCUUACUUUUGGACCCCAGUCUUAUACGCUGACCAGACUUUGCGCAGCUCGCCGAUUGGAAGUGGCAACUGUCCGGCAAGCACUUGCGCCUCUCCCCUCCUUUGACUUUCUUGGCCGGGUUAAGGGAUCAGAGAGGGUGGAGUUGCCUCCGUUCUGGGCGAGCCCGUUUGCGAUUUCGGCACAGGGAUGUGCAGAUGGAGGCCGGAGGAGACACUGCUGCCCCGGCCCCCGGGGGCACGGAGGGCUUGGAGGACACGCAGUGCCCCCGUGAGGAAACCAGGGAAGGUGAAGGAGUUGACGCCGUCCCACCGGAUCUCAAAGAGGAGGGUCUGGAGGAAACAGGAUCCAAGGACAAGGACCAGCCACCCAGCCCAUCACCACCACCACAGUCAGAGGCCCCAUCAAGCACCUCUCAGCUCUGGAGUCCUGCAGCCCCUGAGAAUAGUCCCACACGUAACCCUGAGAAUGGCUCUGGAGGCCAGGGUGGGGACCCCAGUGAUGAGGACUGGCGCAGCCAGCGGAAGCAUGUGUUUGUGCUGAGUGAGGCUGGCAAGCCCAUCUACUCUCGGUACGGUAGUGUGGAGGCGCUGUCGGCUACCAUGGGUGUAAUGACUGCCCUCGUGUCCUUCGUGCAGAGUGCAGGAGAUGCCAUCCGUGCCAUCUACGCUGAGGACCACAAGCUGGUGUUCCUACAGCAGGGCCCACUGUUGCUCGUGGCCAUGUCACGGACUCCUCAGUCAGCCGCCCAGCUGCGGGGGGAGCUGCUAGCUGUGCACGCACAGAUCGUGAGCACACUGACGCGUGCAAGCGUCGCCCGCAUCUUCGCACACAAGCAGAACUAUGACCUCCGCCGCCUGCUGGCUGGCUCAGAGCGCACACUGGACCGACUUCUGGAUAGUGUGGAGCAGGACCCAGGAGCCCUGCUCCUGGGCGCCGUGCGCUGCGUGCCCCUUGCCCGCCCACUGCGGGACGCACUGGGUGCGCUCCUCCGACGUUGCACAGCACCUGGCCUGGCGCUGUCAGUGCUGGCAGUAGGUGGCCGACUGAUAACAGCAGCCCAGGAGCGGAAUGUGCUGGCCGAGUGCCGGCUGGACCCAGCGGAUCUGCAGCUGCUGCUCGACUGGGUGGGCGCACCAGCCUUUGCGGCAGGUGAGGCUUGGGCACCAGUGUGCCUGCCCCGCUUCAACCCUGAUGGUUUUUUCUACGCCUACGUGGCCCGUCUGGAUGCUAUGCCUGUCUGCCUGCUGCUGCUUGGCACCCAGCGUGAAGCCUUCCAUGCCAUGGCCGCCUGCCGGCGCCUGGUUGAAGACGGGAUGCAUGCCCUUGGUGCCAUGCGUGCCCUUGGGGAGGCUGCCAGCUUCUCUAACCCCUCAUCAGCCAGUGCUCCUGCCUACAGCGUGCAGGCUGUGGGGGCGCCAGGCCUCCGUCACUUCCUCUAUAAGCCGCUGGACAUCCCUGACCACCACCGUCAACUGCCCCAGUUUACCAGCCCCGAGCUAGAGGCCCCCUACAGCAGAGAGGAGGAGCGGCAGCGGCUGUCCGACCUGUACCACCGCUUGCAUGCUCGCCUUCACAGCUCCUCCCGACCGCUGCGCCUCAUUUACCACGUGGCUGAGAAGGAGACGCUGCUGGCCUGGGUGACCUCCAAAUUUGAGCUCUAUACCUGUCUCAGCCCUCUGGUGACCAAGGCAGGUGCAAUCUUGGUAGUGACCAAACUCCUGCGCUGGGUGAAGAAAGAAGAAGACCGGCUGUUCAUUCGUUACCCACCCAAGUACUCCACACCACCAGCCGCCUCUACGGACCAAGCUGCCCAUAAUGGCUUGUUCACUGGACUCUGAGAGAUGGAGCUCCCAGACCGGGCAGUGCUGGGAGCAACCACCUGUUUUUUACCUUCUGUCUCCACCCUGGAAAUGUGGGUGGGGGUGUGUCUGUGGCCAGUCAUUGUCUCCCUAGGCAAUGGGGCAAGAUCUGAGGGCCUGCCGGUGAGAGAGAUGGUGGCAGCAGCCAGGCGAGCAGGCUGCUUUCCACACCCAGUCAUGUACCUCCCCAUCUGGGAAAAUCCUUAGGCCUCCCUCUCCCUUCCUUCCCUCUGUGUCACCUCCACUUGGAUGAUGCUGUGGCCUCUGUCAUGGACUGUCCCCUGCAAACUUGCUUCAGGGGUCAAUCUCAGUUGAAUCUUAGCCCUGAGUGUCCAGGGCUGGCCAAGGUCUCUAGGGUGGCCCACAGGGGUGCUGGAAUUGGAAAUUCAGGGCCAGACUGUGCUUGGAACUGGCCUAGGGGUGUUUUAAAGAAAAAAACUGUAUAUAAAAGGUCUAAAAGUAA